AUGACGGCCAACGGAACCACCAAGCGCAACCCCCUCCUCCAGGGCGUCUAUGUGCCCACUGUGGCAUUCUUUAAGCCCGAUGAGGAGAUUGAUCUGGCUGUCACCGAGAUGCAUGCAGCUUACCUGGCGCGCAGCGGCGUCACCGGUCUGGUCGCGCAAGGCAGCAAUGGUGAGGCCGUCCACCUGGACCGCGAAGAGCGCAAAGCUAUCACCGCUGCCACACGUCGCGCAGUGGAUGCCGCGGGGUACCCAGCCAUGCCCGUGAUUGCUGGUACCGGCGCUGCAUCGACUCGCGAGACCAUCCAGUUGUCCAAGGACGCCGGUGCCAGCGGUGCCGACGCCGUCUUGGUUCUCCCUCCGAGUUACUAUAAGGGCCUGGUCAACACCGAGGCCCUGCACGCACACUUCCUUGCCGUGGCUGACGCCUCGCCCGUUCCCGUUCUCAUCUAUAACUUCCCCGGUGCUUCAUCGGGACUUGACCUUUCUUCAGACGAUAUCUUGGCGCUGUCCAAGCACCCAAACAUCAUCGGCUGCAAGCUCACCUGCGGUAACACUGGCAAGCUAGCCCGCAUUGCUGCCGAGUCCAAGCCCGAGUUCUUGACCUUUGGUGGCUCGGCCGACUUUACUCUGCAAACCCUCAUUGCUGGAGGUAACGGGAUUAUUGGGGGUACUGCCAACCUGAUUCCCCGGUCAUGUGUUCGGCUCAUGGACCUUUACCGUAGCGGCAAGAUCCAAGAGGCUCAGAGGCUCCAGGCAGUGGUUGCUCGUGCCGACUGGGUCGCGAUCAACCGUGGCUUCGUUGCGGUCAAGAGCGGAUUGCAGUCAUACCACGGAUACGGUGGUCCUCCUCGACGCCCGUGUGUUGUUCCCUCUGACGCGACCAUAGCGACCAUCAGGGAGGAGUUCCAUGAGGGCAUGGAGACGGAGCGUGCGUUGGAGAAGUCCACAUAG
This is a messenger RNA of Penicillium cinerascens, 951 nucleotides long. RefSeq names its product dihydrodipicolinate synthase family protein. The transcript has a single exon. The record is from RefSeq and is a predicted model, not a curated record. Lineage: Eukaryota; Fungi; Ascomycota; Eurotiomycetes; Eurotiales; Aspergillaceae. Bases 1 to 951 code for a protein of 316 amino acids. Gene Ontology annotation, molecular function: 4-hydroxy-tetrahydrodipicolinate synthase activity.